Monodelphis domestica (gray short-tailed opossum) is the source of this 10520-nucleotide messenger RNA. The record is from RefSeq and is a predicted model, not a curated record. Lineage: Eukaryota; Metazoa; Chordata; Mammalia; Didelphimorphia; Didelphidae.
UCAAUUUGGGUACUAUCUCUUAAAUACUUGUUGCUUGUAGAGUAAUAAUAGUGCAAUUUGAACACCAACCAAAUGAGAAGCCUUAUUUCUUAUUUGUUGAUGUUCUUUAAUACUACUUCUUUUACCUGUGUCAUAGAGCUGUUGUAAGGCUCAAAUGAGAUGAUGUUUGUAAAGUGCUUUCAAAGACUAUAUAAAUGUCAAAUCAUCAUUACUAUUACUUUAAUUCAGGGGUUCUUAACAUUUUUGUGUUGGACUGGAUCUAGUAGACAUCUUUUGUCAAUUAAUAAAUAUUUAGUACCAGCUAUGUGCUAGGUACUAUGAUAAGUGUGAUAGAUACAAAAAAAGGCAAAAAUAGUCAUUUCCCUCAAGGAGCUUACAAUCUAAUGGAGAAGACAACAUGUUGCAAAUAAACAUAUAAGCUGGUUGGUUGUCAUCCUUAGUCCUGGAAGAGGGCCAAAAUGACAUCACUGGUGAUGUUUUUUGUCUCAGGAAUAAAUUGGAUUUAAGUAAGAUGGAGUUACACAAAGUGGUUGGCCUCAUUCUCUCUUUCAGAGUCAUCAAGAUCCAGUGGCAAGGCAAAAGUCAAGACAUUGGUAAUGCAGUGGGUGAUGUGGCUUCUUAGAUGUCUAAAUGAGCUCUAAGUGCUUCAGGUACCCAAGAAGCCCAGGUAUCCAUGUGCAGCAGUCAUACCCCAGCAAAUCUCAGCAGACAGGCUAAACCAGGUUGAAGAGUUGUUGAUGUCUUCUGGUGAAAUUAUUUGGUGACCUGUUUUCUCUGCUGAGCUGGAUCGACAUCUCCUUAUUCCAACUCCAAACCUACUACUCUGCACUGUUGCCUGGUUUUUUUUUUUGAGAAAUUCAUCACUGAUUGACUACAAACCAUAAUAUAGCAAUGGAUACUUAUACUAUUAAGAGCAGUAAGAUGAAGACAGUGAAGGCUACGGUGACUGUCAAAAAGAGCUUCAUUGAAGGUGUACUCCGGUCUAUAAAGUCUUUGUUACAGAGCCAAAAGGAACUAUGUAGUGUGUCAACAGAAGAAAGCUUAAAACCAGAAGAACAAAUCAGUAUAAUUGAGGUUACCUUCCUAGGUUUCAAUGAAGAAACAGAUGCUAAUCAUAUGCAGGAUUUAGCAACAGUGUCUCUGGAACUUCCUGAUAUUCUGAAUUCUAUCCAUUUCUCCAAUCUAAAUGAAAAUGAAAUUAUUUUUCUUAAGGAUAUAAAUAAGUCUUCAGAAACAAAUACUGACUCUCAGAAACAGAAUCAUUUUUCUAGAGUUCUUUGUGUAAUGAAAGUAUCUCCAGCAGCAUUCCCAAGACUCAGAGUUGACUUCAUAUUUAAUCUACUAAGCAAAUAUGCCACAGGCAUCAUAUAUACCCUGGAAACAUACUUACGUCAGAAACGUCAACUGGAGAAAUCUCAUGGAGAUGAUGAUGAUGACACCAAUCAGUCAGUGUCUUCUAUUGAGGAUGAUUUUGUCACUGCAUUUGAACAGUUAGAUGAAGAAGAACCUUCCAAGAUGCAUGGAAUGAGCUUUGCUACAUUGCGGAGCCAAUGUGAUGCUGCUUCACAGACCAUCCCUGCUCACUGCUUGGAAGCCAGUGAUUCAGAGGUCCUGGUUAGCUCCAUGAGACAGAAAUCAUUGGCUAAGUCUUCAGCUUCACUAAUAAAUAUCUUGGGAUUUAAGGAGCGACCUUCUAAUGUGAAAAAUUCAGUGACAACAUCUAUUUCUGAACCUUGGACUCAAAGGAGCUUCUAUAAGUCAUGUAAUCCUUCAGAUACAAGUGUUAAUUUACACAAAACACUAUUUUUAUCUUCUCCUGCUGAUUCCUCUGAAUCAGAAUGUUCAAGCCCAAGCCCUGUUAUUUUCUUAGAUGAAGAGGGAUAUCAGAAAAGCUUAAAAGCAAAACUUGAAUUGCCCAAGAUUCCUGUAGGGAAAGAUGGUAUAGAAGACUCAGAUUCUGAAAUAGGUGAAUUUUUUGACAGUUUUGAUCAGUUUGAUGAGCUAGAACAAGCUUUGGAUGCACCUUGUUUACUUAAAUGGGAACCUAUUGCAGGAAACCCAUCCAAAAAGAGAGUUCACAAACACGGGAAGUCUUGUUCCAUUACCACUACCAUGAAUCCUCAGAAAUUUAAGUUUGAUCGGCCCACUCUCCCAGCUAAUGUAAGAAAACCAACUCCUCGUAAACCAGAAUCCCCCUACAGUAAUUUAUAUGAAGUCCCAGACUCUCCUCGCCCAGUGAAGACAUCUGGGGAAGAUAGUGGUUUGUUUAGUCCCAUUAGAUCUUCAGCUUUCAGUCCCCUAGGGAACUGUACUACUACUGAAUGCUGCUGCCACUUUGAUGUCAUUGGAGAGAAAUUUAAUGAAAAUCACAAUAUUGCUUAUCAUGCUUACUCUGAUUAUGCAAACAAUGUUUCAUGUGCAAUACUUGGCUCUGUUUUUCAUUCUCAGUUAGUUCCCAAACACACUGAUAGUAUUAUAUCCACAGAGGGGAAAAUUCCAACUCUAGACCUUAAACAUAGGGUACCUGAUUGGAAAGUAAGAUCAAAAUACAAAUCUUUAAUGAUUAAGGAGAAUAUUCAAAAAUUUGCUACAGACCUUGUAGAAAAAAGUUUUGGCCAUGCUUUUAAAGACUUACAGAAGGGAGUCUCUUCAUGUACCAGUGCACUCUGCAGCUUAGCAGUAAAAUUGACAUCCUCAGUCUUUGAUAUGGCAUUUAAUGAAAUUGGAAGGCGGAGAGCAUCUUUGCUGAAGGAGCGCGCCAUCAGUGGUUUGGCCAACUUCUUGGUUGGGGAUGCUCUAACUAGUGCUUUACAAGAUUUACACUAUGUCAAGAAGCAGAUAUUUACCAACACCGCAGCCAGAUUUGCUGCAGACCUUGCUGAAGAACUUAUUUUUGAAGGCCUUAUGGAAGUAUGCCAGUUUUCUCUUCCACCAUCUCCCACAGGAACACAUGAGGGCCCUUUUGAUUAUGAAGACAAAGUAGUUAGGUCAUAUGCUAAAGACUUGUCUGAAUCUGUCAUACAGGAAGCAUUCAUUGAACUAUCACAAGUUGAUGUGACUUUUACCACAAAAGCAGCAAUUAGUGUCUCUAUGGAUAAUAUCAAGUAUGUCAGUGCAGAAAAUGUGUUGCAGUCAACACAAACCUCAACAUCUUUCCCUACUUGUCACGAUCAAGUGCUGACAGCACUGAAUCCAGUACAGAGUAACAGAAAAGAAUACACAGUACAGCAGGCUUUGUUUUGUACUUCUGGUGUUGUGACGUCUAUCCCAGUGCCGUUGGCAGGAAGUGCCCUUGGCAGAUACAUUUCAUCUAAUUCAUGUCAGGAAAUUUCUCAUCUGCCAUCAGAUAAUAGUCUUAAAAUGUAUAAUGAUGCUACCCAAAAACACUUUGUUGUAAAAAAUAAGGAAGAGGAAGUGGCUUGUCUUAGAAAUAUUCAUCUGCCUUCAAACAUCAAUCUAUGUGAUGAAAAUAAAUAUGAAUUUUCACAUAAUAAGAAUAAUCAUAAAUUAAUGAAUAAUACUGGAAUCAAUAGCUGUUCAGAAUUAGCAUAUGGUCCAUCAGCCAUCAGUAGUUUCUCUGGCACAAUGGUAGAUAUGAUAGUAACUGAAACUUAUGAAGCAAUCACCUCCAAAGUUACCAAAGCAGUUGGAGAACCUUCAGAUUAUUUAAUGAAAGAUAAAGCAGAAGGAAAUGUCCCUUUACUACAUGGUGGAGUAUCUCUACAGCAUGGUGAAAGAACCUAUAAGAACUAUUUUGCUGAUCAUUUAUCUAAAUAUAUUAUACAACAUUCUAUAGAUGAAAGCAAAUUGAUUACUUCAAAUAAUAAGAAUAUGGCACACAUUACAGGUAUCCCAACAUGUGCAGGCAGCAUUAGAAAAGAUGUUUCUAAUUUGAUUAAGAAACAUGAAACAGAGAAACAACAAUAUUUGCCUGCCCUCAAGGAAGAGUCACAGCUGACCCUGAAUAAACCAACCAACUUUCAAGAUUAUCUAGAUCAACCUGCUCAGUAUAUGUCUUCCUUAAUAAAAGAUUAUAUUCCAGAAUAUAAGGGCUCUAUGGCUCCCAAGUUUUCUUCAGGCACAUUACCACCAUGUCCAGAUAUAACAUUCCAAGGACAGAAUAUAGAAGAUCUCACUGAGGCAAUGGACUCUUCAGUAAAACCUUUUGAUAAAUCUUUGAAAAAACAUGACCUGAAUAAAACUGUCCUUGGUCCUCUGCCUUAUGGGCAAGAAAACUGGUUUUCUCCUGCUCAUACAUUCUCACCUGCAGUGCUUCCUGGUGAAGACAUUUCACAGGCAGAAGAUAAGCAGAAAAUCAGAGAUGGGAAUAUAAUACCUGAUACUCCUCCACCAACUCCUUUAGUACCCCCCCAGACUAGUUCAGAGCAGAACCUAAGGAAAUUAACCAAAAAGCUCAAAGGAGAAUUAGCAAAAGAAUUUGCACCUGCUACACCACCUUCCACACCUCGAAAUCCAUCUGUUAGUGGCCUAUCUGAAAAUGAACAAAAUACUAUAGAAAAAGAGGAGUUUAUGUUGAAACUCAUGAGAUCUCUUUCAGAAGAAGUUGAAAGCAGCGAAGAUGAAGAGUAUCCAGAAAUGCAUAUGAAAUCAGAAUGUUCAGAGAAAACAGCUCAGUAUGCAAAUAAUUUAGCCACACAUAUAAUUUCUAUGGCAACUGACAUGGCUGCUUCCUAUUUGCAUAGCAAAAGUUUCCAAGGACCUAGUACAAAAUCUCAGUUAAAUGUGAAGAGUCAAACAGCUGGUUAUGCUACAGUUGUAAAUAAAGAUGAGACUUUACAGUUCUUACAGGAUUAUGCAGGUGGUGUGGCUGGGGAUGUCAUCAGAGAGGCUAAGAAAAUGGUAAAAUCAAAAUACUAUAAAUUAUUGAGGCUAAAGAAGAAUAAUUGUCAUAGGGAUAGUCUUUGUCUCAAAAGAGAUGAGAGAGACUAUAGCUCAAAAGAGAAGUGGAAUAUAUCAACCGAACAGUGGCCAAGAGAGGUUGACCCAUUUAGUCAUUCAUUACCUCAGAAUUGCUGCAUGUCAGGUCUGACAUCUAAGUAUCCUAGCUGUGAAAGUGUGACAGAUGAGUAUGCAGGUCACAUUAUCCAAGUUCUGAAAAGGGAGGGUGCUAAUAGGGAGCUAAUAAUGGAUCAGUAUGCUAGUCGACUUGCUUAUAGAUCCAUUAAAUCAGGUCUACAACAAGCAGCUAGGAAAAUUCAACUCAAAUAUAAUAGAAAAACAUUCCCUGUACUAAGCUCACAGAUGAACGAUAAAAAUGAAUUGUUAAAAAUUUUGAAUCAAGAAAAGCACCAAAUAGAUAAAAUAGGACAAAGCAAAAUGUUUGAAAACCAAGCCGAUGAAAGGUCUAAACUUACACAGAGAAUUGAAUGUCCAGAGUUGAUAAGAUUUUCAGAUUCUCUUGCUUAUAACAUAACACAAGAUGUUAAAAGAAAGCUAAAAAUGUCCACAGUUGGUUUGCCAAAAUCUUUCACAGAUUCUUGCCUUUAUGAAAAAUCUGCCUGUGAGGAAGAUAUGGGGGCUUAUGUUAAAUCGGCAUUUUCUAAAUCUCUUCAACUUUCUUCUCCAAAACAAAAACUUUACCAUAGCACAAGCAGCUUAAAUGAAUACACGGACAGCAUUCUUCAAGCUAUAGAACAAUAUGCCAAGAAAAUAGUAGAUGACACUUUAGAAAUAAGUUUGGAAUCUGCAGUUUUCCAAGUUUCUAAGAACAGAAAAUCGGCAGCUCAAUUUACUUAUGCUGAAAAGUUGUCACCACUCUCUGGUACAGCUUGCAGAUAUUGUAACCUAAAAGAAUACCAGGAUUGUAUGGCAAAAUCAUCACAGUACUUUCUUGGACAAGAGUCCUUUGCUAGAAAUAAGCCAGUAUCUAAUUCAAAACUUAUAACUGGCUGUCAGAAGUCUGGAGUUUUACACCUUGAUGUUCCCAGAAUCCAUAUUGAUCUUGAACAGAAAGUGGUAUUGGCUGAAAAGAUAGUUGCUGCAGCUAUUGAAAAAGCAGAAAAAGAACUAAGUACUACCAGUCUCGCAGCCGAUAGUGGAAUUGGAAAAGAUGGUGUUAGCUUUGCUGACAGCCUUACCACAGAAAUAAUGACUUCAGCUAUGACGAACAUUGGUCAGACUGUUAACAUCAGUUCGAUAGGAAAAGAAGGAUUUCAGUCAGUUGAGUCUGUUGGUAGCCAGCAGCUGAGUGUUGGUGAUGACAGUAGUUGGUCCAAUUUAAGUUUUGAAGAUGACCAUCAAGAUGAAAGCAGUAGUUUUCUUCAUCUCAGUGACAGUAAUGGUAACAGCAGUAGCUGGAGCAGUCUUGGUUUAGAAGGAGAUAUGUAUGAGGAGAAUUUAUCCUUUCCAACAUCAGACAGUGAUGGAAUAGAUGAUAAAGAUGAAGAACAUAAGCAUGUUAUUGAAGGUUUGGAGAAAGUUGGGAAAAAACUACUUAUAGUGAAUAUUGAUAUGACUCCAUGCAGUGUGGAUCCUCAAUUGAGGCUUGCCCUUCAGUGGCUGGCUGCCUCUGAGGCAGAGGUGGAACAGCUUUAUUUCCGUGACUCUGCAAGGAAAGAUUUCAUGCUGCUUUCAAAAAGAAUACGAGAAAAAGAAUGGAAAGUGGGAGACCUUUUGCAGGCAGUUCUUAAAUAUUAUGAAAUGAUGGAAAAGGCUUCAGAUGAGGAGAGAUGCAAACCUCUGUUUUGUUGGAUCUUGGAAAAUGCAUAAAACAAAUUCAGCCACUGUCCAAUUUUAUUCCUCCUUUUAAGUGAAAAAAAUGUACGCAGGAUAAAAAUGAAACUAGUAAACAUUAACAUUGUUAGCAUAGGUGAAGGUAAAAAAAAACAUUUUUGAGUUAUUUGUGAUAUAUACACAAUAUGAUAAUCUAGUUCAUAUCUUUGUAAUCUGUAUUGGGAUAUUAUCUUCAUUUAUUCUUCUAUUCACGUAUGUUUGUUAUGUUCAGAUUUAGAAAUUAGUAUAUGAAGGAAAGUCUGAUGAUGAAGCUCUCAGGUGACUUUGUCUAGCAGGAUUUUCAUCAUGUCCAAAUAGUGCUGCUAAAAACUGCAUUUGUGAUUUAUUGAAUACUCUUUUAUUACCAAGAUGGCUGUUAAUAGAAUUUAGCCAGCUAAGAUUUAUAACACUUUUACUUGCUACAAUUUUGCAACAUAUAUGCCCCUUUGGGAAAAAAUAGUAUUAACAACUAAUUUGACAUAAGUUGUCAAUAAAAUUGAAGCUAGGUUUUUCUUCUGGAAAAAUUUGUCAUUUGGCCAAUCUUUUUAAAUCAUAGUUUUAUUUUUCAUAGUUAAGGUAUUAUCAAACUUCCUACUGUAACUGCUUGAAACAGAACAACAUAAUUUAUUAAAUAGCAGAUACAUUAAAAAUUUAAAACAACAGAGGUAAUAGAUUUCAUAAUCUUUAAUCAAGUAAAACAAGUAAUUUGCCAAUGUUUCCAAUUUAUGUUGGAGUGAAAGUAUGUAUGUGAGAGAGAAAGAGUGUAAGUAGAACAUCCCCUUGGUGUUGCAAAUGAUUUUUGCCCCAUUUCCAUGAUUUCAUUUUAUUUUACUUGUCUCUUAGGAAGAAGUCACUGUUGAACAUUAUAAAGGUGCUUUAAAAUCUGACAUCACAUCAAGAAGAAUUUUGAUUUAUCUUUGUUUCUAUUUACAUAUUAAAUUUCUGAGUUUACCCUAUAAUGUAAUACUGAAAAUAUAGGUUCCCUAAACUCAAAGACAGUGCUAUAGUAGACAUUGUUUAGAAAGGAAUAGUUAUAGAGUUGAUUGACAGAUUUUUAACAACACUAUAUUCUGGUAUCACAUUUUUUCAGAAAAGAUAAGACCUCCUGAAAUUCUAGAAAAUAUGGUGUUAGGCUUUUAAAAAAAAUUUGAAACUUUAUAUCCUUUUUUCCCCCCAAUAACAUAGUAUUUCAGUACCAACCUUUUGGAUGAAAUAUUUCCUACUACUUGUCAUUGUAAGCCGAAAAUUAAUUCAUGCUGAUGACUUGGAGAUCUACAUCAUAUUACAUCUAGGUUUUAAAUUCUGCUUUGAGUUUUCCCAUUAGAUGGAAGACCUUCAGUACAUUCCUCAUUGUGGUUACUUCUGUUUUUAUUGUCUUUUUUUUCCUGAGCAUCAAAUAUGCACAGAAUAUAAAAGGCAUGGUCUUUUCCCAGAACACUUAUAUUCAUUAAUAAAAUAUGUGCAAAGAGAAAGUAUUAUUAUUACAGUGAAGUUCUCUUAAUUUUUUUAAGCAAAGUGCUAAAAAGUAUCUGAAUACCUUUUGAGGUAUUGUGGCAAACUUUGAAAAUGUUUUAUAAAGAAAAACUGCCAGAAAUACACCAAACCUUUAUUAUUUUUAUUAUUUUAUCUUGAAGGGUUUUUUCUUCUUAUUGGACUCAAAAAUGCAGGAAAUGUUAGGUGGAAUUUUUAUUACUUUUAUAGACAAUGAGAUAAAGCACCAGUGGGCUUUUAUUAGGAUUAUUUUCUCUUAACCAUGAAAUACAUAAAUUGUGUGUCAUAUUUUAGAUUUUAUUUUUCAUACCUUUAUAUUUUUAAAAAAUCUAUCAUUGCAGUUAACAUGCAUAGUCAAUCAGCAGCCAGCCAAAAUUCUGAAUUUGUUUCAUUCUGAAGUGGAAAUAGAAAUUUGCUUUGCAAAUCUUUUUUUUUUCCCUAACAUGGAGAGUUUUAUAUUACUCUCAGUAAUUCUUGUUUUCUAGUUAGAUUCUGCUUAAUGUCCUUGCCUCCCUUACAGUUCAGUGGAUCAUUACUGAGUUCAGAAAUCCAUUACCAGAAUUACAGAGCUACUAAUAAAUAUGAUUAUCAAUAGUAAAAAGUAGAAUGGACAUUUCAUAUUUAUCAGGACAAUUACAUAGACCUCAUUUUAAAUAGAUGUCAAUAGAGGCAUUACUUAAGUUUCUUCAUGGAAAGAAAAUAAAAGGGUUCAAACAAUAUAUUUAAUCAACCCUGCAAUUCAGGAUCAUUUUUCUUAAAGAUUCCUCUGUAUGUAUGUGUUUGUGUGUGUAUGUGAUUUUCUCCACUCAUAUUCCAGUUAAUUUUGACUUGUUAUGCUUACUCUGUUGAGGACAGCUCUCAUAGAUGUUUUUAAAUGAUGAAAAUUGCUCGAUGUUCUAAUUUCAUAAAAUGUCUAACUUGUGAGAAUUUUGAUCCUGAUAAAAUGUGAGGACAUGUUCUGACCUACUUAAAGUUGUGACUUGGAUUGAGUUGAUUUUUUUGUAAAUCAGUUCCAUCUUGAGCCAUUGCAAGAAGUGUAGAAAUAAAAAUCUAAAAAGACUGAAGAUAAAAUGAGUUAUGCUUUAGUACAUCAUUAUUUUCAGGUUGAUUAAAGUAUUGCUAAGAUUUGGUUUUUUUAGAUGGACAUUUUCAUAAAACAAAAUUUGUCAUAUUUUUGGUAUAUUUAAAAUCAGUAACUGAUUUAUUUGAAAAUUCUUUAUUUUAUAUAAAAAGAAUGAUUCCUUUAAAACUGUGGAGGGAAUCCCAAAAUUGGAUAAGAAUUAAAGCAGUGGGGGAAAAAUUCAAAAUCCCUUUGUUAACAAAAGUCUUAUGGAUACAUGUGGUAUAGUGUCUUUUAAAACUGCUUGCAAAAUUUAAAUAAAUUAUCUAUAAAGCUUUAGUUUAGCCUAAAUAAUGGGUUUUAUUUUGCUGCUGUAAAAGGUUUAAUUUGCUUACUAAAUGUGCCAUUUAGUAAUGUAAAAAUGAGUAGUUUACUCACAUGGCCUUGAAGGAAUUAGAACUAAACUUUGCAUUUAGAAGAAAGUACUAUCUCAUCAAUGUCUAUAUUUGGUGCUGGUUCAGCAAAAAUUAUUCUUCAAGAUCUGAUAUUGUCAGUAAUUCAACCUAUUAAUAUAUCAUACUUCAAAAUUUAUACUUUUCUAAGGUAAGACUUUCCAUUUCUUUUUGUGGAGGGGAGGAGAGGGUAGAAUGGAAAUAAGGAGCUGUUUGUUCAUCCUCUGGGUAUGGAAGAACACCCAAAAUUACAAAUCCUGUCACCAGCACAAGAAGCAUAUACAAAUUAGAGGAUAUUGAUGAUUAUUAGUACUAACAACAACAACAAAAAACUUCUUGGUUUCUUUCUUGGCUGCUUUUUUCUUUUGGGUGGAAAAGAACAUUAUAUAAAUGUCAGCAAGAAGCUUUUUCAAGCAUUUACUGCAUUCUUGUUUUAAAGAGACAGAUGCAGUAUUAGCUACUCUCAUUCUGUUUCUAACAUCUGUGUACAUUCCUUUUGUACAGGUGAAGUUAAAGUUCUACAAGUUCACUGUUAUGUUUGAAUAGUAUUUAAUAUUGGAUUUGCUAUUUUUGUUAAUUGUGCAGUGUUACAGUAAUUCUCAAUCUUAGUUUAAUGUAUACUGAAAACAAUAAUUCUUUAUGUAACUCAGUCUUGUAUUUUGUAACAGUGGCAUUUUUUGCUAUUCAGUAAUUUCAUGGUAUAUUCAGUUUCCAAAUGAUGAACUCCAGUUGCACUUAAUUGUGUUUGUUUUUGCAGUGGCUUAAAAUAAACAUUUCAAAAAAUA